CUCGGCUCCACCACGUUAUAUCUUACGACUCAUACUGUCACUAGACCGAUCUUCCAACUAUCUACACAUAGACUCACAUAAAACAACUCAAUCCCACAAUGCUGGGUACCGCAGCCCGGCACACCAGCCGAUCCCUCACCCACAACCGCCACCACCUCACACGGCAACCCUUCUCAACACGCCUCCUCCAAAGACCUCAAUCCGCACCACGGCAAGCCCUCUUCCAAAACAUCAAAACCGCCCAGUCAAUCCGCCCCAUCUCACAGACCACCCACCGCUGGAAGCGCGGCUUCCGCGAAGCCUCCAAAGGCAUCUGGCGCAAGAACCCCAUCCUCCUCCCGCUAGCGCUCUUCUCCCUCGCCGGCGCAACAGCCCUGUUCACCUACGUCGCCUAUGUCGAGUACACGACCGUCGGGCCCCAAUACGUGCGGUUCCCGCCGCCGGUGGCGGACGCCCUGCGCACGGGCGUCUACUACACCGAGGUGGACAUAAACCCGCCUAGGGCGCUCCAGGCUUACAAGGAUGCGCUGCGCAUGGCCCUCGAAAUGGGCAUGCACCCUUACUCGGAUGAGGUGCUGGGCAUCAAGUUCCAGACGGCAGCGAUGUUGGAAAAGGCCGGGCUGAUCAAGCCUGCGAUUGAGGUGCUGGAGCGCGUCAAGAGGGAGAUCCUCGAGUGGGUGGAAAUGGGACAUGCGAUUGCGGGAACAGGCGGCGGCGUUUUCGGCGUGGGCUUGACUGGGGAAGAUAGCAAGGCUGUCACUGCGCGGCAGCAGCAGCAGCGGCGACAGCAGCAACUAAAGGAGCCGGGCAAAGAAUCAAAGUUAGAGAUCAGCGGCGACGCCUCGCAGAACGUGGAGGAUCUGCUCAAGAUCGAAGCCCACGAGAGCGCCCUGCGCGACAAGGCCUUCAAAAAGGCCGUCGGCAUCUGCAUGAAGCUCGGCGAACUCUACGCCAGCGACUACAUCCAAGACGACAAGGCAGCCGAGGCGUCCCAAGAAGCCGCCGUCGAGCUGUGCCUGAAGGAGCUGCAGCGCCGCCAACACCUGGGUCUCCCCAUCGGCCGCAGCGGCCGCCCUACAUUCUCUGUCAUGCGACAAGCCCCGGCGAACAACAACAACAACGACGACGACUCCGUCGACAACGACCUCGACGACAACCACAUGGACCCCUGGCUCAACCUCGCCGAGAUCGCAGCCGCGCUCACCCAACUCGCAGACACCUACAACGAGCGCGAGCAGUACGAGCUCGCACUCCCGCUCUACGUGCGCGCCCUAGAAGUCCUCCGCACAGACGAGCGCGACGAAAAGACCAACAAAGACUACCCCUCAUGCCGACAGGCCGUCCUCCUCAACGACAUCGGCGGGACCCUCGCCCACCAAGCCCAGCGAAAGGCCCCCACCGCCACCGCCCAAGCAGCCAUCACCAAAGCCUUCCGCACCGCGACGAAGGACAGCGAGACCGAGGACGCAGAUAUCACCCAACGCCGCGCGUUCCUCGCGCGGGGGAUCAAGUUCCUGCGCAGCGCGCGCGACCUCUCGCAGCGGGUCCAGCCGCCGCUGCGCGACGAGGAAUGCGACCUGUCGUGCUUGUUCGCGACGCUCAAUCUGGGCGAGUUGGCGGGUGUGCAGGGUCAGCGCGAGGAGGCGCUCGCGCUGUUCCGCGAGACGGUGGAGAUGGCGAAGAAGAUGGGAUAUCCUGAUGUGGAGAAGAUCGCGGAGGAGGGCAUGGAGAGGGCGCAACGUUUGGAGUAGUUCUUCCCUUCGCUUCUCCGUCGUUUUUUUUUUAUAUCUUUUUACCCUUCUUUUUCUUGUGUUUCGUAGAGGGUUUGUGAGGGAUAUUUGAUGUAGAAUAUAUAUAUGUAUUUGUUUUCUCC
Aspergillus candidus is the source of this 1873-nucleotide messenger RNA. Its product is annotated as TPR domain protein. The transcript has a single exon. Gene Ontology annotation, cellular component: i-AAA complex. Gene Ontology annotation, biological process: protein quality control for misfolded or incompletely synthesized proteins. Bases 99 to 1751 code for a protein of 550 amino acids. NCBI's taxonomy places the organism in Eukaryota, Fungi, Ascomycota, Eurotiomycetes, Eurotiales, Aspergillaceae. The record is from RefSeq and is a predicted model, not a curated record. Gene Ontology annotation, molecular function: misfolded protein binding.